Nematolebias whitei (Rio pearlfish) is the source of this 2552-nucleotide messenger RNA. It is a transcript of the gene ppp1r12c, whose product is annotated as protein phosphatase 1, regulatory subunit 12C. Gene Ontology annotation, biological process: signal transduction. Gene Ontology annotation, molecular function: phosphatase regulator activity; protein kinase binding; enzyme inhibitor activity. Gene Ontology annotation, cellular component: cytoplasm. The coding region runs from base 101 to 2203 and encodes 700 amino acids. The record is from RefSeq and is a predicted model, not a curated record. The transcript is spliced from 20 exons. NCBI's taxonomy places the organism in Eukaryota, Metazoa, Chordata, Actinopteri, Cyprinodontiformes, Rivulidae.
AGCUGGAACCAGGAAGCGAAAGUACACACAUGGAGGGUGUGUCUGUCCCCCGCCAGCGUCCGUUUUACUCCUAAAAACACGGUCCUCCGCCGACGCACUCAUGGGGGACACGGCCAAGUACAAGCGGCGGGAGCAGCUGAAGCGCUGGGCGGGCUCCAGCACCGACAGAGCGUCGGACCUUCCCCGGCGGAUUCAGCCGGGCGACGCCGCGGACCGAGAGGCCGGGGCCGAGCCGAGCGACCGGCCGGGAGAGCAGCUGGAGUCCGCGGGCAGAGAUGGAGGCAGCCCCGUCCUCAGAAGACGGAAGAGGGUGAGGUUUGACAGAGUGGCUGAGUUUCUGGCUGCUUGCGCCAGCGGAGACACGGAGGAGGCCAAGGCCAUGCUGGAGGAGGCCCAGCGGUCCAAAACCAUCAACGGCGAGAACGUGACGGACCUCAUCAACUGCUCCAACUCUGACGGCAUCACCGCCCUGCACCAGGCCUGCAUCGACGGCAGCGUGGAGAUGGUGGAGUUCCUCGUGGAUCACGGCACCAACGUGAACCAGGUGGACAGCGAGGCGUGGACGCCGCUGCACGUGGCGGCGUCCUGCGGCCACUCGGACAUCGUAGAAUUCCUUUUGCAGAAAGGCGCAUCUCUUACUGCCGUGAACUGCGACGGGGACGUCCCUCUGGACAUCGCUCUGGACGAGACCACCGAGUCUCUUCUCCAGGACUUCUCUCUGAAACAGGGUGUGGACUUGGAGUCGGCUAAACGUAGAGAGGAGGAGCAGAUGAUGUCGGACGCCCGGGCCUGGCUGAACGACGGCCCGCCCGCUGAUGUUCGCCACUCGAGAACCGGAGCCACGCCUCUGCACGUGGCGGCUGCCAAAGGCUACCUGGAGGCCCUGAAGAUCCUGUGUCAGUGCGGGCUGGACGUGUCGGCCACAGACUUCGACGGCUGGACGCCGCUCCACGCCGCAGCCCACUGGGGUCAGGGCGAGGCCUGCCGCAUCCUGGCGGAGCAGCUGUGCGACAUGGAGGCUCGCAGUAACGGGGGCCAGACGCCUUUCGAUGUGGCCGAUGAAAAUGUGUCGGAGCUCCUGAAGGAGUUGUCACAGAAACAAGCCAACUGGCGCAGUGAGCAGUCGAUAUCGGACAAACAGAACCAGCAAGGGUCCAACACCGCCAACGCACAAAACAAGCGGCGGAGGAGUUCAGUGUGCCGGAUGAGCAGCAAAGACAAGAUGAACGUGCAGGAUCAGUCUAAAGAGAGGGGCGUUUCAGGAGGCCUGGAGCUGAACGAGGAGAAGGACAGCAGCCCCGAAAGCUCCACCGUGUCCAGUCCAGACUCUGAGAGCGUGACGGCAUCUACAGUCAGUCCUGCUGAUAAGACGUCCGAGGAGAAGGAGGAGGAGGAGGAGCAGGACAAAGCGAGCCGUACCGCCAGAGUCCAACCGACUCUUCAGACCCGAGACCCCGAGAGUCCGAACGCCGACAAGAAACAGCAGCAGCUCAAACAGUUCAAGGCUCCGGUCAGAGACGAGGAGUCCGAGUCCCAGAGGAAAGCCCGGUCUCGGCUGCUGCGUCAGUCUCGCCGAUCCACUCAGGGCGUGACGCUGACGGAUGUGAAGGAGGCAGAAAAGAACGUGGGUAAAGCCGCCGAGCCGCCGCCGCCUCGGAACGUCCAGUCCGUGAGCCCCAUCGUCACGGUUACGCCCGCAGAAAGGGACGCCGACCCGGUGAAGCCGGCCGAGUCUGAGGGAGACAAACGUCUGGGGGCAAAGGACCGGAGGAAGCAGAGGAAGGAGAGACGCUCCACCGGCAUCGUUCAGCCCAGAGAGAACGACGACGCUGAAGCUCAGCCGGAAGAAACGAGCAGCAACAACUCAGACGACGGUCGACUGGACGUCUCGUCCACAAACUUCAGAUCGCUGUACGUCCAGGUUCUGCAGGAGAACGUCGCUCUGAAGGAGAAGCUGCAGGAGAUGGAGCUGCAGCUGAGCCAGAACAAGGUGGAGCUGGAGAGACUGAGACAGAACCAGGAGGGCGACACCGACAGGCCCGCUCUGCUCGAGCUCGAGAAGUUUGAGAAGUUGGCCCUCCAGAGGAAAGCGGUGGAGCUGGAGGACGAGCUGAAGGUUGUGGGGGAGCUCAGAGCGGACAACCAGAGGCUGAAAGACGAGAACGCCGCUCUGAUCCGAGUCAUCAGCAAACUGUCGAGGUGAACCUGAAGACCGGACGAGACUGAACGUAUUAAAGGAUAAAUCUGUCGUCCGCCUCCGAGGACACGAACCACUAACGGCAGGCGCAGCUCGUUUCAGGGUCGCCGUCCGUCCGGGCCCGUUUUUAAUUCGAAUACUUUUGAUGUUGUUUGGCAGAUCUACUGUAAAACCUGCUGCGGGCCGUCGGCAUCGACUUUUAUAUCGAGUUUUUACUGUUUUAUAACUGGAAUAUUCGCUUCGCUUCAGUUUAAAUCUUUAAGGGACUUAAAGCCACGCACAGCUGUAAAACAUGGAGGAGUAAAAAGAAAAGGGCCAGUUGGGUUGAUCAUAAACACAAUUUAAAUGUGCCAAA